AUGGAAGUCAUUAAGGACAAUCUCGAAGUUGAAGGUCUUUUUACAACAUGUGGAAAUUUAAGAACGAGAAAAAAAAUUCAAACUUAUUUAUCGAGGGGAGACAUAUACACGUUAAGAAAUUGGGGUUUCGAAUUUGUUAUUGAAUGUGCGGCUGCAUUGAAAAUAUUUUUACAAAAUUUACCACAACCCCUGAUACCGAUGAGGAUACAACAAUUAGUCAUAGCUGAAAAUAUCGGGGUACCUGAAAAAACCAUAGCUUACGACGCUUUAGGAUUGUUAAAAGAAGAAGUUAAUGGACGACAUAAAGAACUUUUACUUGAAGUUUUUACUUUUUUAAAAGAAGCAGCCGUUAGGAUAAAUACAUCGGAACUUACGGGUUGCAAUUUACCACUUAAAUUAUUACCCGUUUUUUUUAAAAUCGAGUCGGCAGAUCCUAGAAAAUUUCGAGAUAUAGCAACGGUUUUUCACGAAAUAAUAAUGGAAGCUCCGGAACAUUUAAAAUCGCCAUGUCGGAAAAUUCCAUCUGGAGAACUUAAAAUGUUAGAAAGAUUUUUAUCACAGGAUAUGAGAAUGCCAAGUGUUACGCUGAUAAAUCCGCGAAGUGGUAGAAAUCAACCAACGGGAGAAAAUCCCGAAUGGAGGAUUCCUAUGCCCAGAGUCCCUCAAACUAGGUUGCAUCCGUGGUUGGGACGCGUGGAACAUUCAACUUUCGUAUAA
Messenger RNA from Pediculus humanus corporis (human body louse), 717 nucleotides. RefSeq lists its product as uncharacterized. Gene Ontology annotation, biological process: signal transduction. The record is from RefSeq and is a predicted model, not a curated record. The coding region runs from base 1 to 717 and encodes 238 amino acids. NCBI's taxonomy places the organism in Eukaryota, Metazoa, Arthropoda, Insecta, Psocodea, Pediculidae. The transcript has 4 exons.